Molecule: messenger RNA, 9754 nt
Organism: Acinonyx jubatus (cheetah)
Lineage: Eukaryota; Metazoa; Chordata; Mammalia; Carnivora; Felidae
Gene: TBC1D12
Product: TBC1 domain family member 12
Exons: 13
Coding region: 208-2451 (747 amino acids)
Biological process (GO): regulation of autophagosome assembly; activation of GTPase activity
Cellular component (GO): recycling endosome; autophagosome
Molecular function (GO): GTPase activator activity
Source: RefSeq, a predicted model, not a curated record
GGUUUGACCGGGCCGGCGUUAGUGCGUGCGCGAGCUCUGGCGCGUGCCCGCUCUCCCGCAACUGCCAGAAGCCCGGGGUGGGAGGGGUGGGUCUGGGAACGUUGCGGCGGCGGCCGCCGCGGCCCCAGCCCCCAGGGCUAUUCCCGGUCCGAGUUUGCGCCGGGGACUCUUCCGUCGUCUCCUCAGGCGGCGCUCACCCGGCCCUAGAUGGUGGGUCCGGAGGAUGCAGGAGCCUGUUCGGGAAGAAACCCCAAGUUGCUCCCGCUGCCGGCGCCGGAGCCCGUGGGCCAGGACAGGAAGAUGAUCCGGGCCACGGGCGGCUUCGGUGGAGGCGUCGGCGCUGUGGAGCUGCCGGUGGAGGAGGAGGAGGAAGAGGAGAAGGAGACGCCGCCUCAGCAGCUCCUUCGGCGCUACCUCGCGGCGGCCGGGGGACAGCUGGAGCCGGGGCUGUGCUACUGUCCACUUCCCGCUGGCCAACCCCGCGCGCCGCCGACCCCGGCAGCCCCGCGCUCGGACGCCUGCCCGCGGGACUCAGGCUCCAAGCACCGAGGCGCGGAGGCGGCGGAUGCCCGUGCGCCGCGGCACAGAGGCAUGACCAACGGGGAUUCGGGCUUUCUGCCGGGCCAGGACUGUCGCGACCUGGAGGAGCCUCGAGAGCUGGCCCGCGCGGGCGGCCGGGACCCGCGCCACCGCCGCCUUCCCCCGGAGGGGCCUGGCGACGAGGGCGCGGACGGUGAGGGCAGUCCGUCCGACUGGGCCGCGCCACUCGAGCACCCGCUGCGGAGCUGCUGCCUGGCGGCGGCGGACGCCGACAAGUCCCAAGGUGCGAGCAGCGGCUCGGGGGGCAGCCCGGCCAGCGACAGCAGCAGUAGCGAGGACUUGGAGCGGCCGGGAGCCGGCGCUGGGGGUCCGCAGGAGGGCUCGUUGGCCGCCGCCUCCGCCGAGAGGACUAGCUCGGGCGCGGAGUCGCGCCCCGGCGUCUCGGACGUUCACGUGAACUCUCGGAACACGUUCGAGGUGAGCCGCGACCACCUGCCCCCAGCCGGGCCGCCGGUGCCCGCGCCCGCCGCGGAGCAGGGCGCCGCGGGGACCUCGGCCCGGGCUCGACGGAGCGGCGGUUUCGCCGACUUCUUCGCCAGAAACCUUUUUCCAAAAAGGACAAAGGAACUCAAAUCAGUUGUCCAUAGUGCUCCUGGUUGGAAAUUAUUUGGUAAAGUCCCUCCCAGAGAGAAUCUUCAGAAAACUUCCAAAAUCAUUCAACAGGAGUAUGAAGCACGAACAGGGAGGACCUGUAAACCACCACCUCAGUCUUCAAGACGUAAGAAUUUUGAAUUUGAACCACUUUCUACCACCGCCCUGAUUCUUGAGGAUCGACCAUCAAAUCUUCCUGCCAAAUCUGUGGAAGAAGCUUUACGUCACCGACAAGAAUAUGAUGAAAUGGUGGCUGAGGCUAAAAAACGAGAAAUUAAAGAAGCCUAUAAAAGGAAAAAAAUAAUGAAAGAACGAUUUAAACAGGAAGAAAAUAUCGCAAGUGCAAUGGUAAUUUGGAUCAAUGAAAUACUGCCCAAUUGGGAAGUAAUGCGUAGUACAAGAAGAGUUCGAGAAUUGUGGUGGCAGGGAUUGCCCCCUAGUGUUCGUGGGAAAGUUUGGAGUCUAGCUGUAGGAAAUGAACUAAAUAUCACUCCUGAACUUUAUGAAAUCUUUCUCUCGAGAGCAAAAGAACGAUGGAAAAGCUUUAGUGAAACAAGUUCAGAGAAUGAUACAGAAGGUGUAUCUGUUGCUGAUCGGGAGGCCAGUCUGGAAUUAAUUAAGUUGGACAUAUCCCGUACAUUUCCAUCCCUUUACAUCUUCCAGAAGGGUGGUCCAUAUCAUGAUGUCUUACAUAGUAUCUUAGGGGCAUAUACGUGUUACAGACCUGAUGUUGGUUAUGUCCAAGGGAUGUCCUUCAUAGCAGCAGUUCUUAUUCUCAAUUUGGAAGAGGCAGAUGCCUUCAUUGCGUUUGCAAAUCUCCUCAAUAAGCCAUGCCAGUUGGCCUUUUUUCGUGUGGAUCACAGCAUGAUGUUGAAAUAUUUUGCAACGUUUGAAGUAUUUUUUGAAGAAAAUCUCUCCAAACUAUUUCUUCAUUUUAAAUCUUACAGUCUUACACCAGACAUAUAUUUGAUAGACUGGCAAAGUAUCAUACAUAAUGAUACUAUAAAACCAGAAAGUGAAGCUUCAGUUUUUCCUGAUCUAGGCACUAUUGAUAAUGUUCUGGCUACCACGAAGGAAGAAACUUCACUGGCUGAACACUUCGCUCUGAGGCUGCUGCAGCUGAGAGAUCUUGGGAUCUCUGGAAACAAAAAACAAAAAACAAAAAACUGGCAGAAGGUAAGAAUUCAUACCACAUCCAUCUCCUGGAUCUUUGCCUGCAGGGUUUGGUGGAAGCAAGAGUCCUUUCUUGUCCGUUUCUAAAUUUAGAUUUGCAGGAGGAAUUAUUUGUGAAACUAGUUCCUUUGGCAUAGCAACUCUGGUAAAGAUUUAUUGUGAGUACUCUUGAUUUUUAUUGAUCCUUUUCCUCCCAGAGAUGGUCACUGUUUUUCUUUGUUUCCAUCUAUCUUUGGCAUAGGCCCAUAAGUUGGCUGUUCAAGCCAGCAUUGUAGACUGGUGAGUUCACAAUUGUCACCAGACCAGCAUCUGUUUAGACAAACCGUUGUGAGCUAAUGGGCACAUGAGGUAAAGGCUCCUGAUAAGGGACAUCUUUGAAGCCAAAGCUACAAAAUUGGUGGGCACAAGUCAAGCACUUUGGAGCUGUUAGGGUGCUCUCCAACUAACUCAAAGACACCUGUGUUAGGAUAAGUUGGUUACUGAAUGGGUUGCAUUGACACCAGGUCACCUGCCAACCUCAAGGAAAUAAUCUGUGCAACAAGGUACACUGUGAAACACCACACAGUCCCCAACCCAGGGGAGUUUGGCUCCGAGAAACCCAAGGAUUAGGGGUGCCUGGGUGGCGCAGUCAGUUAAGCAUCCGACUCUUAAUCUCGGCUUAGGUCAUGAUCUCAGUUCAUGGGUUUGAGCCCCGUAUCGGGCUCUGUGGAUAGCGUGGAGCCUGCUUGGGAUUCUGUCUCUCCUCUCUGUCCCUCCCCACUUGUGUGCACGCAUGCAUGUGCUCUCUCUAAAUAAAUAAAUAAACUGAAAUAAAAUUAAAACACCAGGGAUUAGCUAAAGCUGUUAAUAUGCACAAGAGGAAAACCAGGUGAAGUUUUCCUUUUGUCUUGUACUGUGUCUUGAAAGCUUGGCUUUGUGACCAGUGAGAAUAUUGUCUCUGGUCUCUGGCAGCUGGGAGGUACGUGUACCAAUAUGCAUCUUGGUGGACGGUUGAAUAGACUGGGGUUCCCAGUUACAAAGUCAUAAGCAGCAUUCUCUUCAUCUGACUUUGUCAGCUUCAGACAAGUGUAUCAUAAGGGGCUUUGUCAUCUCAGCCUUCAUUGUUUUGUUGGUGCUGGAAAAAAUCGGAUUCCAGAAGUGCCUGCUCCGUGUCACAGAUUAGUGAGUCUAUGAUUGGAAGUACCUCUUGUGGGAAACCAAGACACUGUUUCCACUAUGCAGUUCUUAAUGCCUCUAACCCUGUGAUGAGGAGCUUUACUUUCCUAGACUAUCUUCGGAGUGAAUGUUUUGGAUCACGGGGGCUGCAUCUUCUGCACCUGCUCCAGGGAUGCCUAUUGUGUUCGUGGUAACAAUUUAUUCUAAUCUCAAAGAGUUACCUCUGAGUUAUUCCACAAAAAGGCUUAUUGAAUGGAGUUGCUAUUAUAACAAAUAUAUCUUUGAAGGUCUUACUCAUCAAUGGCUAGAUGAUGGAUUUCUUGAACUGCAAAAGCUUUUACAAUUGAAAAAUUUUUAGAGAGUUCUCAUCCUAAACAGCUCUUUUAUUGGUACCUAUGGGAAGACCAAAUUGAAAAGAGGACACAAGAAGUAUAACAGCUAGCUUUAGGAAUUCCCUUAAUAAGAGGAAAGAACAGAAAUUGAACUUCGAACAAAAAUUAAAGACCACAUCUUAUGUAAAUCUUCCCUUCUCCUCCCUUUCAUAUGCCCUUUUAUGUCUGACUUUCCCUGACCCUUCAGAAGAUCUUUUGUAUCUCUGAGCCCAGGGUCUAAGCCCACCUCUCAAAGCCCUACACCAUCUCCUCAGCCAAUUCUCUUAGAUCCUAAAACUUCUCCAGUUUCUCCAGAAAAUCCAUUAAAUACCCAGUUGCCUGCUUUAACUUCCUUUUGUUUACAAGAUUUACAAAGAGCACUCUGGCUUGAUCUCCAGGCCCAGGGUGUACAGGUUACUUAUGUUAAUACUAAAAGAAGCCAGGAAGCAAAUGUAGCACAAGCACCUAAGAAGGGCAGUGGGCACCUAAGAAGGGCUGUCUUUACUAUUCUUAUAACUCCUCCUAGUUUCCAGGUCUCUAUAUCCAGUCUCUGCCAGCUUCAGGCAUUCCUAUGCAGUGUAUUUUGCCGAAGUAUCCUGACCUCCACUGCAAAGAAUUCAUGUUCCCUGGACAACAGCAGACCUUUUAAAUUACAAAGACCUUUUACCUCUACUUUCAGAAGAUCUCACCAAAUUUAGAGUUGAGUUCGAAAGAUUGGUGACCAUUAACACUUCCACUCACAGGAGCUGUAUUGGCUACUACGGGGUGUUCUUCUUGUCCAGGAUUAUACUGUAUAAUCAAGACAAGCCACACAGCCCCCUGGGGAAAACCCCACACACAGAGGAAACAGGGCCAGAAUUUCUUCCAGGCCCUCCUACAAAUGACCAGGAAAUGGCUCAGCUGAAGACUCAUAUUCAAGGCUUGCUUGAUAGGAACAAUAUUGGAGAAUUUCCCCCCACUUAGCAUUGGUCUAAGGUUGAAUUUUUCACUCACAAAGGAGAGCAUCCAAAGACCUUUGUUGAACACUUUUAAAAGAAUUGUUUAUUUAGGGGCACCUGGGUGACUCGGUUAAGCGUCCGACUUCGGCUCAGGUCAUGAUCUCACAGUUCAUGAGUUUGAGCCCUGUGUCAGGCUCUAUGCUGACAGCUCAGAGUCUGGAGCCUGCUUCAGAUUCUGUGUCUCCCUCUCUCUCUCUGCCUCUCCCCCAUUCACACUCUCUCAAAAAUAAAUAAAAACAUUAAAAAAAAUUUUUUUUAAUGUUUAUUUGAGAAAGAAAGUGUAAGCCAAGUCAGCAAAGAGCCUGACUUAGGGCUUGAUCCCACAAACCACAGAUCAUGACCUGAGCCAAAAUCAAGAGUCAGUUACCUAACCAACUGAACCACCCAGGUGUAGUUGAACGCUUUAUACAGACUUUUCAGUAACAUACCACAUUGAACACAGAAGCCCUAGUACAUAGAAAUCUUUUAAUUUCGCUGUAGUGGGAAAAUUUCUCCCUAUUAUAAAAAAAAAGCAUGGUGGGGGUGCCUCAGUGGUUCAGUUGGUUAAGCAUCCAGCUUUGGCUCAGGUCAUGAUCUCAGAGUUCGUGAGUUCAAGCCCUGCACUGGGCUGUGCACUGGUAGUGCAGAGCCUGUUUGGGAUUCUCUCUCCUUCUCUUUCUCUGCCCCUUCCCCACUUGUGCUCUCUCAAAAUAAACUUUUUAAAAAGUUAAAAAAAAAUACAAGAGGAAACAGUUAAAAGCAACAAUGCUUGCUUUACAACUUGAAUCUCUAGAAAAGCAAAAGCAUGACUCUGAGAGUAACUCAGAAUCUACUUAUAGCCCUUCCCAUUUGUCUCCAGGCAGUUGCAGGUACUGUAAAAAAUCAGGAAGAAAUUUUGGAGGAAAAACUGGCCUACACUUAAGAGAAAGGAAAGUUUACAGAACAACAAAACAAUCUAUCUAGACCCAUCACCCCCAGAAGGUUUUUCUCCUCCUGUGGGACAGUUCCCCCAUAAAUCACAGGAUCAGCUGAUCCUCACCUGCACCCAGAGUCUACCAUUAAACCUAAAAUAGAGGAUUAGGAACUGGAUUUCUUUCUUUUUUUUUUUUUUUUUAAAGUUUAUUUAUUUUGAGAGACAAAGAAAAUGCUAGUGGGGAGGGGCAGAGAGAAGGGGAGAAUCUCAAACAGGCUCCUCACUGUCAGUACAGAGCCUGACACAGGGCUUGAACUCACUGAACUGUGAGAUCAUGACCUGAGCCAAAAUCAAGAGUUGGACACUUAACUGACUGAGCCACUCAGGCGUCCCAGGAACUGGAUUUCUUAAUUGACGCUGGUGUGACUUUCUCUACCACCUGUUCAGAGGAUUUCUCUCUGCCUGUCACCUCUGAUUCUAUUCAAGUUAGAGGAGUCUCUGGGCAACCUAUUUCAUUGCCCAUAUCCCAGCUCACCCCAAUAUCCUUAGGCCCUCUUUAACAGCCAUAAUGCUUUUCUAGUGUCCAGCUCCUCACCAGCACACCUUUCGGAUGGAGGUUUGUUAUGUAAAUUUAAUGCCACUAUAAAAUGUAAUAAAGGCAUUUUUAUUUCCCUAUCCUCAAACCAAACCCCAGAUUUCCUACUUUGCUUACUAGAAAUUUAUCUCAAUUUAAAUUCUUCUGAAAAGGAUGAGUGUUUAAAAGAUGUCCCAAUUGGGGUCCCUGGCUGGCUCAGGCGGUGGAGCAUGCGACUCUUGACCUCAGGGUCGUGAGUUCAAGUGAGUGAGUGCCUGAGUAAAUACAUACAUACAUACAGUCCCAAUUAAUCUCUGGGCUACACAUGCAGAUGAACUUGAAUUGUUACGGAGUACGGAGCCUGUGCACAUCACUUGGAAAAAGAAUAAACAGCUUCCAUCAGUACUAGCCCAAUAUCCUUUUCCCAGAGAUGCAGAGUUAGGAAUUGGGCCUAGAAUAGACUUUCUCUUGCAGCAGGGUAUACUUGUCUUUACUUCCUCACCCUGUAACACUCCAAUCUUGCCAGUAAAGAAAGAAUGUAAAUUUGACUCAGGCAGGAACCAAAUUUAUUAAUUUGUACAAGACUUAAGAGUCAUAAAAUCUUCCAUAAUUCUUCACAACCCUGUAGUCCCUAGUUCAGCUACUAUUCUCACCUCAGUGCCUGCUGAUGCAGCCUGGUUUACAGUAAUUGGCCUCUGCUCAGCUUUCCUUUCAAUCCCAUUGAAUUCUGACUCACUCUUUGCCUUUGCUUUUAGAGGGAGACACUUAAUGUAGACUUCCAGACUUCAGGGAUAUUGUGAAUCUCCUCUGUGGUUUCCCAAGUCCUUAAAGCUGACUUGUUCUGUAUUCUUCACUCAAGGUUCCACUCUUGCUAUAUGUUGGUAACUUUUCACUUUGUAAUCAAAUUAGGGAGCUCUUACACUCUCCCUCAUUCUCCUAAAGGCGCUAGCUGAAUGAGGCUGUAGAGACCCCAGAUCUAAACUUCAGUGGGUGCAAACAACUAUUACCUACUUAGGACAUGAGGUACCUCAGGGGAGGGCACUCAAAAGCUCACCCCAAAAUGCUUUGAGUCAAUUUUGUCCAUUCUUUUUCCCAAAAUGAAAAAAGUGAUGUAUAUUUCUAGAGCCAGCUGACUACUGCUGCCAAUGGAUUCCUAAUGUUACUGCUUUACUAAACCUCUGUAUGCCCUCUUCCCACAUACCACUCCAGAGACCCAUUUCCUGGCCUUCAGAGGCACUAACCUCCUUUAAGACCUUAACGUUGUCCACGCCCCUAGCUCUUGGCUUACCUAAUUUUGACCAACCUUUUUCUCUAUACUGCCAUGAAAAUAAUGGGAGUGCUGCAGGUAUUGUAGGACAACCUUUUGCCUCCCAGAUACGUCCUACAGCAUAUUUCUCAUGCCAGUUAGACCUUGUGGCAUCAGGGAUGCCCUCAUGUUUGUGUGCAAUAGCUGCAGCUGCCACCUGGAUUGACAGCUUUCAUUAGGCUCCCUCGUUCACCUCUAAUUUUGUCAUGUUGUGUCUGCCCUCUUAAAAGUUCAUAAGGCAUAGCACUUCUCUAUAUGGUGACAACCACUUAUGAACAGGCUCCUUUGACCAACCCUUGUAUCAUCUUACGUCAUCUUACAUUUUUUUUUUAAGAUUUUAAAACAGGUUUUAAUGUAAUUUCUAACUCCAGUGUGGGGCUUGAACUCACGAUCCUGAGAUCAGGAAUUGCAUGCUCUACGGACUAAGCCAGCCAGGCACCCCAACAAUUUCUUUUUGAGUAGGCUUGAGUUAAUGACCCCAAGAUCAAGAGUCUCUUGCUCUACUGACUGAGUUAGCCAGGAGCCCUGGUUGUAACAGUUUAAGUAUUUUACUGCCCCUCCCUGAUGAUGGAGAGCCCCACUCCAUUUCACAUGAUUGCACUGCAACUGUAGAAAUGAUUUCAAAGCCACGAGAGGACCUCUAAGAUACCCCUUUGGACAACCUAGAUGUACUUCUAUUUUUUUUUACCUAAUUUUGGAAAAGAAAUUUCCAGGGAAACAUAAUAGUUUCCUCACAUGAAAGAGUUGAAGCAUAUUCUUUACCAAUGUAAAAUCAGCCCAAGCUGCCAAACACAGCUGUUACUAGAGCUGGCAUAUUGGCACAAGGGAAAACUAUACUUACUUACACAGACUUUUAGAGUCUGCCAUGCUGUUGGCACAAUUUGGAAAUCCCAUGGAUUCUUAACUUCUACAUUAUUCCUAUUGCUAAUGGACAUAUAGUUGUUACCCAAUUAAGCUAUUCACCUCUCUUCUAAAAACUGUCUUUGUUCACUGUUCAGCCCAUACCAAGCAGGCUGAUACCAUAUCAUUAGGAACUGAUAGGGCUGUUAAAUAUCCCACUGCAAAUGAACCCCCUAUCCUUUUUCCACCUAAUUUUUAACCCUGCUUUUUCUUGGCUGACAUGAUUAAUGCUAAGGCAAAUGCCCCACAAUCUGAAAAAGACAAAUAGAUACAAAAGCGUGCCCGUUAUCAGAGAGGUUAUACAUUGGGACAAACAUGACCUUUUGGCUUGUACUUAUCUCCCACCAAAUGAGACACACAUGCAGAUGGGAGAUAGUUAAGGAACUAAAAACAAUUGGUUUUGUCUUGGCUUCCACAAACCUUCUGAUUAAAGUAUUUCCCAGUGUACCACUUGUAAAUCUCACCAAAUUUCUGGAAUAAAUCAGUACAACCAUACCUUGUUUUAUUGUACUUUGCUUUAUUGCACUUUGUAUAUAUUGCAUUAUUUUUACAAAUUAAAGAUCUUUAUCUGGCAACCCUAUGUUGAACAAGUAUAUGGGUGCCAUAUUUCCAAAGGUAUUUACUCACUUUAUGUCUCUGUGUCAUAUUCUGGUAGUUCUCACAGUGUUUCAAACUUUUUCAUUAUUUGUUGUGGUGAUCUGUAAUCAGUGAUUACAACUUGCUGAAAGCUCAGAUGAUGGUUAGCAUCUUCUAACAACAAAGUAUUUUUUUUAAUUUUUCUAAGUUUUUUUAAAAUUUAUUUUGAGAGCAAGCAAGAGCAAGCAGGGGAGGGGCAGAGAGAGAGAGAGGGAGAGAGAGUCCCAAGCAGGCUCCAUGCUUUCAGCACAGAGCCAAAUGCAGGGCUCAAUCCCACGAACUCUGAGAUCAUGACCUGAACCAAAAUCAAGAGUCAGAUGCUUAACUGACUAAGCCACCCAGAUGCCCCAGCAACAAAGUAUUUUUUAGUUAAGGUAUGUACAUUGCUUUUUUAUUUUAUUCACUUAUUUUUAGAGAUUUAAAAAAAAAUUUUUUUUAAUGUUUAUUUAUUUUUGAGACAGAGAGAGACAGAGCAUGAACGGGGGAGGGUCCGAGAGAGAGGGAGACACAGAAUCUGAAGCAGGCUCCAGACUCUGAGCUGUCAGCACAGAGCCCGAC